Penicillium cosmopolitanum is the source of this 747-nucleotide messenger RNA. Its product is annotated as P-loop containing nucleoside triphosphate hydrolase protein. The coding region runs from base 1 to 747 and encodes 248 amino acids. The transcript has a single exon. Lineage: Eukaryota; Fungi; Ascomycota; Eurotiomycetes; Eurotiales; Aspergillaceae. The record is from RefSeq and is a predicted model, not a curated record. Gene Ontology annotation, molecular function: ATP binding; ATP hydrolysis activity.
AUGCCCAUCUCCGAGGAGUCUGCUCUGGUCAUGCUUCACGGAGGGCCAGGCGUUGGCAAGACAUUCACAGUCAAGUUGGCCGCAGAGUACACCCGGCGGCCCCUGAUCAGUAUCUCCAUGGCCGAUAUCUUCAAGACGGGCCAGGACGGGCCAAGGAGAGUGAGGGCUAUCCUGAAAAUGGCCAGCCAUUGGAAUGCCCUAGUCUCUCUGGAGAAUGUCGAGCUUUUGUCCGAAGAAGAGACCAAGCAUGACUCGCCACAACACGCAAACGUCUUAUCGAUUAUUCAAAUCCUUGAAAGACAUCACGGUCUCGUAUUUCUGAUCACGGAUCGAAUUGGAGCCGUGAAUAUGAAUCUUAUUACUCGCACGGCAUUGGCAAUCAAUCUUCCGCCGCUGGAUCAAAAUUCUCAGAUCAAGAUUCUCCUUAGUCUGGCAGCGUCGCACGAUGGAGUUGUUCGAGAAGGAAUUCAAGCCGUCGCCUCUGGAUGGCGUUCCUGGAAAACUACCAAAGGGAUGAACGGCUGGCAAAUACAACGAGGUGUGACCGCCGCAUUGGAAUUAUCAAGGAACGAAGAAAAUCCGUUUGACUUGAAGCUACUCGAGAAAACCUUCUCAUCGCAGGUGCAAUUUCAGUCUUACCUAUGGACUCUCGGUCGCGGAGAUUCCGACGCUGCGCUCCAGAGGAAUCACCGGAAUGACAGGUUUGUUGUCACAGGCGAUCCCUUGUUUGGAGUCGGUAAGAAGUGA